This is a messenger RNA of Eriocheir sinensis (Chinese mitten crab), 5688 nucleotides long. RefSeq lists its product as uncharacterized. The coding region runs from base 93 to 992 and encodes 299 amino acids. The record is from RefSeq and is a predicted model, not a curated record. The transcript has 7 exons. Lineage: Eukaryota; Metazoa; Arthropoda; Malacostraca; Decapoda; Varunidae.
GAAAGUAGCGGGAGGGCGACCGGGGUGAGGGUAUAUAUAGGAUGCGGCCGAGGUGUUGAGGCCAGUCGAUCCAGUUGGCCUCUCGUAAGGUGAUGUCCCUGUCCUCCCUCCUCGUGGUGGUGGUGGUGGUGUUUGGGGCUCAUACGGACGCCGCCCCUCAUUCAGUUUUCGAUGUUUCCCCCGGCAUGCGCGGGCAGCCCUGGCUCCCCGGGUACCCUCUCUCCUACUACCCCGCGCCCGACUUCUACCCCAGCACCGAUGACUUUCUGGGCACCCGCGGCGACUACUCAAAGUCCAGCAUACAAGAUGGUUUGAUCGGGGCCUUCAACCGUCGAGUCUUGGAGGCCCAGAGGAGAUACCAAGACGACCUCCAGACGCUGCGACGCCAACUGGAGGAACAAGGGCACCCACUGAGGACACCCGCGCCGGACAUGCCCUUGUACUUCCCCAUGUUCCCCUUCCCCAAUGGGCCGAAGGACGUGGGGAGCGAGGAGAAGAAGGAUGAGAAGAAGCCCGUGAAGGAUGAGGAUGAUGACGAAUCUAAGUCUGAUGAGGAUGAUGGUGGGGAUAGUGGGGAUAGUGGGGAUUCUGGGGAUAUCGAGGGCAUCUCCGUGGACUCCCCAACACCCGGCAACGAGUGGCAGGUGAUCCCCCUCCUCCCUGAAGUCCCGGACGCGGAUGACCUGCCCGACAAUUACGACAACUCCACCCAUGUCGUCCAUGUCAUCAACGGCUCGCGCGUGGAGGUCAACACCACCACCCACAAGGAGUCCGGAGAUGAUGUGACCACCUUCUUCCAUACCGAGGUGAUCAAUAUUCUGCCUGAGGAGACAAAGACGGAGGAGGACACGACCGAGGACCCCGUGGCCGAAGGAGAGGAAGGGGUGACUGAGAAGGCAGAAGGCCCUGACAAAGAAGAGAUUCACCACGCAGGAACCCUCAACAUACCGUCCGACUUGGCGGAACUAAUCAAAGAGGUCAGUUCGGUGUAAGGCGGGCCUGCAGAAAAGGGCGGCGGCAGAGCUGUGGCCUGUAGAGAUGCUGUGAUUUGACCUGCAAUGCUCCUGUGGCCUGUAGAACGCUAUGACCUGACCUGUAGUAUGCUGCGUGCUGGCUUGUGUAGUAUUGCUGUGGUGUGAGCUGGCGACUGCUGUGAUUUGAACUGUAAUGAUACUAUGCUAUGUGCUGGCUUGUAGUGUUGCUGUGGUCUGUCCUGUAGUGUUUCUGCGUGCCAUUGUGUUGCUGUGAUAUGUAGUGAUGCUGUAUAGACCUGUAGUGUAGUGUUGCUGUGUGUUGUAGUGUUCUGCUGUGCCUCUUUUUGCUGCUACCCUGAUGCUGUGCCUGGCUGAUACAUGUCUUCUACCUGUCUACCUUGUGUCUGUAUUUCUGUUAUUUUUUGCUUUUCUUGCUAUUUUCUUCUUUUCUUAUCAUCACCACCACCACCACUAUUGCUGCUGCUUUCAUUCCUACUACUACUACUACUAUACUACUACUACUACUACUACUACUACUACUACUACUACUACUACUGCAACACUAUCCUGAAACAACCUGAAUCUUUUUUUUCUGCCUGUAUAUUAUUUUGCUCUUUUUUCCAUUUUUUUUGUCUUUUAUCUUUUAUUUUGUUUAUUUGUCUUUUUUAUUAUUUUAAGCAAUACAUUUAGUUUGCUUUUUCUGUCUUUUGUGUAUUCAUUUAUUAUCCUCCUCUUCUUCCUCUUCUUUCAUUUUCUUCUCUUCCUCCUCCUCUUUCUCCUCUUCCCACUUCUGUUCCCUAGUUUCCCUUGUCCGCUCCUUCUCCUCCUCCUCUUCUUCCUCCUUCUCCUCCUCCUCCAAUAGUCUCCAGAAAGGGGGGGGGGGGGGUGUAAGGGGGGUCACCUGUGCGCCUUUCUGACCGGCUGUGACGCUUGCAUCUUACCUGUGCUUUUUUUUGGCCAAUAAAAUGACGAAGAUGUAGUUGAUUUUCUUACUGUGUGUUAUUAUUAGUUAUUGUUGUUGGUAGUAGGAGUAGUGGUAGUAGUGGUAGUAGUAGUAGUAGUAGUAGUAGUAAAGGUUUGGUAUGUAAUAGAAGUAGGAAGGAUAAAUAUGAGGAAAAAAAUGAAGAAAAAGUAAGAGAGAGAAAGAUAAAAGAUUAUGAUGAGAAAGAAAUCAAGGAAAAUGGAAAAGUAGAAAAGAGUGAAAAUGAUGAAGUAGGGGGAAUUGCAAAGUAGAAAAAUAAUGUAAAAAAAAAGAAAAUAAGGAAGAGGAAAAUACAACACGAAGAGAAAGUUCCAUAGACUUGCAUAGAAAUAAAUUAAGGAAAAUAAAGAUCAAGAGAAUGAAACUUUUAAAGAUGAUGAAAUAAAGUAAUACGAAGGGAAAAUUCCGUGCACUUAAACAUAAAAAAAAUACUCCAAGCCAUAGUUGUCAUGUGGUCUACGAGGGAUGGUCUGCCCCUAACACCAAACGAAAUCAGACCACCACACUAGAACAACACAUAAUAAAAGAAAAGAAGGAGGAAGAUAUAGAGAAAUAGAGAAAAAUAAAGAGGUAGACAGCAAAAGAAACCAAACAAAUUCACUUAACCAAGAAAAUGAAAAAAAGGAGGAGGAAGAUGUAGAGAAAAAAUAGAGGAAGAGAAAGAGAGAGUUAGACAGCAAAAGAAACGAAACCACUUAAUUAAACCCGCACAUAAUAAAUAAAAGAAGAUAGAUACAAAAAAAAACAAAGAGGAAAAGACAAAGAGUUAGACAGAAAAAAAAACACUUCACUAAACCAACACAAAAUAGGGAAAAAAGGAGGAAAAAGAUACAGAAAAAAACAGAAAGAGGAAUAAGGAUAGAAAGAAUUAGACAGCAAAAGAAACCAGACAAACCACUUCAUGAAACCACACACACGUAAACAAACAAACAAACAAAGAACUAACACCUGUAUAAAUCAACAUCUCAGGUGGACUCGAAGCGAAAGACCAAUGCUGGAAGGAUCACCAACACCAUCACCGAACACAACAGUGAUACCAGACGCGCGAGAGAAGCCACAGAGGACCGUUCAACAACCCCUUCGCCAACCCCUUCAUCGACCCCUUCACCGACCCCUUCAUCGACCCCUUCAACGACCCCUUCACCGACCCCUUCACCGACCCCUUCAUCGACCCCUUCACCGACCCCUUCAUCGACCCCUUCACCGACCCCUUCAGGACCCAAAACCCAGCACUUGGCAGCCUACGUGAAGGGGGGACCCGCCACGAAGGGGAAGGGGGAAGAGAAGGGGAAGGGCGACGAAACACCCCCCCGCGACCUAAGUGGCGAUACCCUUGUGAAUAUUCUCCCGGGCGGCAAGAAGGGAGGGAAGGAACUGGAGCCUGACGCGGAAAUCAUAAGCAGCGAGGAAUUGCUCUGAAGGGGAUGUGAUGCUGUUUAGAUGGGGUUGGAUCUGAUCUGAAGGGGGUAAAAGGGAUCUGAGGGCGUUAAGAUUGUUCUGAAGGGGAUGUUAUUGUUUGGAGGGGACUGUAAUACGGUUUAGAUGAGGUUGUAUACGCUCUGAAGGGGUUAAAAGGGUAGAAGGGGUUGUGAUGCUGUUUAAAUAGAGUUGGAUCUGAUCUGAAAGGGGUUAAAGGGAUCUGAGGAAGGUAAAAAGGGUAGAAGGGGCUGUGAUUCUGUUUAGAUAGGGUUGGAUAUGUUCUGAAGUGGGUAAAAAUGAGUUAGUUUCGAAUUUGUGAUGUUAUACUUUUAAAGAGAAGAGAAGAAGAAAAGAAUGAAAAGAAAAUAAGAAAAUAGGACGAAAAGCAGAAAAAAGAACAAGAACAAGCAGAGAAAGGAAAAGGAGAAGAAGAGUAAGAAGAAAAAGGAGGAGGAGGAGGAGAAAGCGGUGUUAUAUAAAAGAUUAAAAAAAAAUGUAAAUGGUAAAUGGUAAAAAAAAAUGAGUGUGAUAUGAACGCUCUCUAAAACUGUGAUGUUAUAUAAUUUUAAGGACGAAGAAGUGUUGAAAAAAGAGUUUGUUAAUAACGCUCUCUAAAAUAUUAAACUACAAAAUGUGUGACGACUUAGUUUUAAGAGAAAGAAAAUGUUGGUUAAGUAAAAAGCGAAAUUAUGUGAAAAAAAAAGAUAGAUUUCAUAUGUAAAUGAAGAGAAAUCUGCAAGAGAGAGAGAGAGAGAGAGAGAGAGAGAGAGAGAGAGAGAGAGAGAGAGAGAGAGAGAGAGAGAGAGAGAGAGAGAGAGAACAAGAAAAAUAUUACACAACAGAAAAAAAAAAGAAAAAAACAAUGAAUAAAAUAAAACCGAAGAAAAAUACGAUAAUAAGUAAAAGAAAACAAAGGAAAGACAAUUCGUAGAAGAAAACAAAAGAAGAAAACGAAGAAAAAGUUGUAGGCUUGAGCAGAAAGUUCCACUCCUCAUAAGGACAAUCAAAUUCAAUAGCCUGGGUACUACUGAUCAAAGUCUCUCUCUCUCUCUCUCUCUCUCUCUCUCUCUCUCUCUGACACACACACAUACACACGCACGGAAUAUUCAUAGCCUAUCCCUCCUUCUCCUCCUCUUCCUCCUCUUCUUCCUCUCUUUUCUUUUUCCUUUCUUCGUCUUUUCUUCUUCUUUUUCGUCUUUCUUGUUAUUUUUUCUCUUCUUCCUUCUUCUUUUUUCUACUUUUCUUAUUUUCUUUUAUUUUUCUUAGUAUUAUUUUCUUAUAUGAUUUCUUUACUUCUUUUCUUCUUUCUCUUUUCUUCUUUUUUUCUUCUUUCUUCGUCUUUUCAAUUUCCUUUUUCUUUUAUUAUUUUCUCCUUCAUCUCCUUAUCCUCCUCCUCCUCCUCCCCUUGUAUAUUUUAUCUUCGUCAUUGUUAACAUUCUCAGUGCGCGCGCUGAAAUUCUCUCUAGUUUAAGGAAAUGGUACAAAUGGAUCUAAUUCUACGUGCUCUGUGAAUGUUGUCUCUGCUCGCGUCCUUGUGAUGUGAUUCUUUAACUUACUUUUUCUCGUCUGCUUUAUUAUCGUUUCUCUUUUGUUUUGUUUUACUUAGUGUACGGCGUUAGGGUCUGUACGGCUGCAGAAAGGAAACGGAAAGAAUUGUAAAGGUACCAAAAGUGUUCCCAAAGCCGUGUUGGGAAAUUGAAUGGCAAAAAUGCUCGAAUAAGUGCAAGGAAGAGGAUUGAAAAUAAGUGAUUCGCGCAAUAAAAUUAUGAAUAUUGUACUGAGAUGGUAGGAAAGGAAGAUAAUAUAAUUUUAUGCCAUUGGAAAGCAGAAAAAAAGGGAAUCAGCAUAGUACGUCCAAGGAAUAGGAUUAUAAGUGAUUCAGGCAAUAAAACUGAAAAUUGUAGUUCGAUGGUGUAUUAUAGUGAGGAAAGAUCUAUAAUAUAAUGCCAUUGAAAAGCAAAAUACGUGAAUCAGCAUAAGACCAAGGAAUAUGAUUGAUAAUUAGUGAUUCGGGCAAUAAAACUGAAAAUUGUAGUUCGAUGGUAUAUUAUAGUGAGGAAAGAUCUAUAAGCAAAAUACGUGAAUCAGCAUAAGCCCAAGUAAUAUGAUUGAUAAUUAUAGUCGGUUUCACGAGAGCUGACGGGCCAAAUCCUUCAGGGGUGGACUCGCGUACUUGGCAUCAUUGCUUGGGUGACAGUCUCUGCGUCGUUCAUUGGCUGUUGUUUACUACAUCUAACCUACCGCUACAUAACCUACUAUCUCUUGCUCUCUGCUCCCUCUUUAACUAUAGUGAUUCAGGCAAUAAAACUGAAA